Aaosphaeria arxii CBS 175.79 is the source of this 987-nucleotide messenger RNA. RefSeq names its product alpha/beta-hydrolase. Gene Ontology annotation, biological process: proteolysis. The transcript is spliced from 3 exons. Gene Ontology annotation, molecular function: serine-type peptidase activity. NCBI's taxonomy places the organism in Eukaryota, Fungi, Ascomycota, Dothideomycetes, Pleosporales. The record is from RefSeq and is a predicted model, not a curated record. Bases 1 to 987 code for a protein of 328 amino acids.
AUGUCGCCAGCAACCAUAUCCACACAUGUCUACAAAACAGUGGGCGAUCUGAAUCUUACUGUCGACCUACAUGCUCCCCCAAACUUCAAUAGUGACACUGGCAUGGUUCUUGUUCACUUCCAUGGUGGAUAUCUUCUUCUUGGUGAAAAGACCACAUUCAUGCCUCACUGGCUCAUUAAUGCUUGUCACCAGCGGGGAUGGGCUUUUGCCACACCUUCCUACCGCCUUCUACCCGAGGCUUCAGGCACUGAUGUUGUUCAAGACGCCUUCGACGCCGUCGUAUGGAUUAUGAACAACAUUGCUAAGUCCGGUCGCAUGUUUCUUGCUGGCUCCAGCGCUGGCGGCUAUCUUGCCCUCGCCGCUACGGCACACCCCAACGUGCCUCCCAUCACGGCACUACUCUUGAUGUACGGCAUGCUCGAUCCCACGGCACCGCGGUAUGUCAAGCCGGGCCAAGCCUUCAUCAAGCCCCUUGACUCUCUCGACACGGUCGUUGCGGACCUGGGAAAAGCGCAAGCGCAGUCGCAACCGCUGGAUAGCUACGCUUUUCCAGCAGACCCAAUGAUGGACAGGAGGUAUACGUGGGUUCGGGCGCUACAUGAAGGGGCUCUGUACAUGGAGAUAUUGACUGGUGUCCAUGGCCUCGCGAAACAAGUCUAUGACAAGGGCAGUAACGUAAUCCCGGCACAGUUUCGGCCACUGUUCCCGGCAACCUUUGGGCUGAGGGCUGGUUUACCUCCCACGGUCCUGCUUCAUGGAGAAGACGAUAUCGCUGUGAAUGUCCAGCUAAGUCGGACGCUGGCAUAUAAGCUCCAAGAGCUAGAUAAUAAGGUGCUCCUAGAAGUAGUGCCGGACCAAGGCCAUGGUUUUGACGUUACACAUGGACGGACGGUAAUCACUUCGCUAAAUCGCUGGCGUCUGACCCUUGAGCGUGCGGCGUCAUCUCCCUCCCACUUCUGCAAUAUGAUGAUGAAAUACGCGGCUUGA